AUGAGGAAACUGAGAUGGGUAAUGGAUGGAGGAGGGUUUUGGGAUUUGGACAUUUCCACUCCCCAAACCCUUGAUGGAUUGGCCUGUCCUGUUCCCGGAGACCCUCUUCCAUUGGCUCUCUCACGAGGCACAAGGCUUUCCAGACCCAUACAACUCCAAUUCAUGCACCGUUUCAUGCAUGCCCCUCUAAUUCCCUCCUACGCCGAACCUCAUGGCUUCUCCCUCCACCGUCUUAUCUCCCUCCCCUUUUCUGAUAACUGGGAUUUAUUUUUACUGGGUCAGUUCAAUUUGCAGAGGUUUGUUUCCUCUGUGAAGAGCAGUGAGGAGAAGCCAAAGGGGAUUUCCUCUUGGUUGAAAACCUUUGCGAGACAUCUGCAGCAGAAGUCCUUGUAUGCCUUGGGCAUCUCUUCAGAGUUCCAGUUGGGGCCAGAUGAUAAAUUGCUUUUUAGCUUAGAUGCGUAUGAUGAUACUGAAAAGCCUCGUGGGAAAGCAGUUUUUCAUCAUAAGUUUCCAGAUCAUGAUCUAACAGUGGAGGCAGUUUAUCCUGGUCUUUUUGUUGAUAAUACCGGUAACUAUUGGGAUGUACCAUUUUCAACGGCAGUUGAUCUUGCUUCUGUGACUACCAGUGACUCUUCCACCGCAUAUCAUUUGUCCGCACGCUACAUUUCGGGGUCACCGAAGCAGUUUCAAAAUAUUCAGAACCAUAAUGAUGGAGUACCACCUGCUCUACUUCCUGGCUUGGCCUUCAAAAGUGCCUUUUCUUACAGGAAGAAAAUUGAUAUUUGGAGAAGUGAAGCCCUAAAGUUGAAAUUGGUGCAACCGCAUGACAUAUUUCUUUCAAAUCCUCAUGUGUCUGCCUCAGGGAUUAUUGGUGCUGCUGCAACCAUUGCUUUCGGGGAUAAUUCAGCAAGAGGACAAAUAGAAGAUGGUAGUCCAGGAUAUUUUCUCCAGGUUUCUGGAGUAAAGUCUUCCUAUCUAGCAGAUAUGUUUGCAUCCGUGUCAUUCACGGCUCAACAUGGAAACUUUCAAAGGCUUUUCCUAGAUCUAACCCAAUUUCAGGCCCGGCUGGAUUUCCCUUCUGGUUUCAAAUUUCUUUCAGCUGCAACUGGUCUAACACAAGAUCUUCUCAAUUCUCAAAAGCCCAGCUUGGAAGCUGUUCAAGCGAUUUUACCCAAUGCUACACUUUCACUUCACCAGCAGAUUGUUGGUCCUGUCAGUUUCAGAGUUGAUUCUGGAAUUACAGUUGAUCUGAAGAACCCUGAUUGGCCUAUUCAUGCUCAGGAACCCGUAUUUGCUUUGGAAUAUGCACUGCAAGUUCUUGGUUCAGCAAAAGCAGUUGCAUGGUAUUCCCCCAAACGGCAAGAAUUUAUGGCAGAACUUCGAUUUUUUGAAACAUAA
This is a messenger RNA of Sphenostylis stenocarpa, 1398 nucleotides long. NCBI's taxonomy places the organism in Eukaryota, Viridiplantae, Streptophyta, Magnoliopsida, Fabales, Fabaceae. The record is from the annotation of a GenBank genome assembly.